Rhinolophus ferrumequinum (greater horseshoe bat) is the source of this 1406-nucleotide messenger RNA. RefSeq names its product ubiquitin like domain containing CTD phosphatase 1 (gene UBLCP1). The coding region runs from base 178 to 1134 and encodes 318 amino acids. The transcript is spliced from 11 exons. The record is from RefSeq and is a predicted model, not a curated record. NCBI's taxonomy places the organism in Eukaryota, Metazoa, Chordata, Mammalia, Chiroptera, Rhinolophidae. Gene Ontology annotation, biological process: protein dephosphorylation. Gene Ontology annotation, cellular component: nucleus. Gene Ontology annotation, molecular function: protein binding; protein serine/threonine phosphatase activity.
CCAGCGCGUUUCCGCUUCAAACCCUGACUUCCGGUUCGUCAGCCGGUUCCGUCCUUGCUUUUCACUUCCGGUCGCCUUCCGUUCCGCUGCAGCCGGUUCUACGUCCGCUGCUGCCGGGGCCGCCGUACUCCAGGUAUUUUUUUCUGAACAAAAGCUGCCUCAACAUAUGUUUCAAGGAUGGCUCUCCCUAUUAUCGUAAAAUGGGGCGGACAGGAAUAUUCAGUGACCACACUUUCAGAGGAUGAUACUGUACUAGAUCUCAAACAAUUUCUCAAGACCCUUACAGGAGUGCUACCAGAACGACAGAAGUUACUUGGACUUAAAGUUAAAGGCAAACCUGCAGAAAAUGAUGUUAAGCUUGGAGCUCUCAAACUGAAACCAAAUACUAAAAUCAUGAUGAUGGGAACUCGUGAGGAGAGCUUGGAAGAUGUCUUAGGUCCACCUCCUGACAAUGAUGACGUUGUCAAUGACUUUGAUAUUGAAGAUGAAGUAGUUGAAGUAGAAAAUAGGGAAGAAAACCUACUGAAAAUUUCUCGCAGAGUAAAAGAGUACAAAGUGGAAAUUUUGAAUCCUCCCAGGGAAGGGAAAAAGCUUUUGGUACUAGAUGUGGAUUAUACGUUAUUUGACCAUAGGUCUUGUGCAGAGACGGGGGUAGAAUUAAUGCGGCCGUAUCUUCAUGAAUUCCUAACAUCUGCAUAUGAGGAUUAUGACAUUGUUAUUUGGUCUGCAACAAAUAUGAAGUGGAUUGAAGCUAAAAUGAAAGAGCUGGGAGUGAGCACAAAUGCAAAUUACAAGAUUACCUUCAUGUUGGACAGUGCUGCUAUGAUAACAGUGCAUACCCCAAGGAGAGGACUAAUAGAUGUAAAGCCUCUUGGUGUUAUAUGGGGAAAGUUCUCGGAGUUUUACAGUAAAAAAAACACCAUUAUGUUUGAUGACAUAGGAAGAAAUUUUCUAAUGAACCCACAGAAUGGACUAAAGAUAAGGCCUUUUAUGAAAGCGCACCUAAAUCGAGAUAAAGACAAAGAACUUUUAAAAUUAACUCAAUACCUCAAGGAGAUAGCAAAAUUAGAUGACUUUUUGGACCUAAAUCACAAAUAUUGGGAAAGGUAUCUCUCAAAGAAGCAAGGACAGUAGUUACAUGUUAUACUGACAGUUAUUGAAGACACUUGACAUCCAUGAACUUCUUGCUUUUAUGCUAGAAAUCAUUAUAAUAGUGCUGGACACUGAAGCAAAUACCAAACUGCUUAUACUUGGUCUUCCAGUUUUUUGUAAAUUUAAUUUUAUAUUUUUUGAAGAUCAUAGCAAUAUGCUAAAAAAAAAAAUACCUUUUCCCCCCCAUGUGAAUAUACUGUUAACUCUUGAAAAAUAUUUUCUCCAGCAUUGAGUAUUGAGUUUUUUCCCACACA